CUACCGACCCGCAUUGUGGAUGUCGGCGCGGGCGAUGGAUCGGAAAAUCCCAAGCUGCUUGAGACUCGUGAACUUCGCGCCGAAUAUGUCGCUCUAUCUCAUUGUUGGGGUCCGCCUGAAAGUCAUCCGCUGAAGACAACAUGGUCGAACCUACACUCUCAUCAGUCGGAAAUCCCGUGGGUGGCCAUCCCAAAGACGUUCCAGGAUGCCAUAUCUACCGUACGCGGCCUCGGUUUGCGGUAUAUCUGGAUUGACAGUUUAUGCAUCGUCCAAGAUGAUAGCGAUGAGUGGCUGCGCGAGUCCAAGAGAAUGAAUUCUGUGUAUCAGAAUGCGGUGCUAACACUGGCUUCAUGCCACUCUCCCGAUGCACAUACUGGAUGUUACCUUCCACGUCCUCCUAUGCCUCCUUCAGCAGGACUUCCCAACUUCAUGGAAUCAUCAUGUAAUGCUGGUACUUUAAGGUGCUCCGGAGAGGAGAAUGAGGCAUCCGUCUUCCUUGCUUUGCCUCACCAGUCAUAUCGCAGCCUUUCUCCGGAAUCCUCGCCCCUGGCUGUUCGCGCCUGGGCAACUCAAGAAUGGCUGCUCUCCAGACGCAUGGUCUUCUUUACCGAAGGGUCACUGACCUGGUCAUGUAAGACGUAUACGCAGCGGGAGACUGGCGAGAAGUGCCACAACACGGCACGAAACCCUAAAUGGAAACAUAUUAUUGAGCACUACAGCAUUAGAAAGCUAAGCCAUUGGACUGACCGAAUGGUAGCCCUCGAAGGACUGGCAGCAGAAUUACAACCUCUCAUCCGCGGCGUAUAUCGAUGGGGAAUUUGGGAAAACGGAUGCCCCGACCAGCUCUUCUGGUAUGCGAAACCAUCCACCACGCCUGCUCAGCCCCGAGUAAGGUAUAAUCCCCUUGGCGCCCCAACGUGGAGCUGGGUGUCG
Molecule: messenger RNA, 933 nt
Organism: Eremomyces bilateralis CBS 781.70
Lineage: Eukaryota; Fungi; Ascomycota; Dothideomycetes; Eremomycetales; Eremomycetaceae
Product: HET-domain-containing protein
Exons: 1
Source: RefSeq, a predicted model, not a curated record